This is a messenger RNA of Lacerta agilis (Sand lizard), 990 nucleotides long. RefSeq names its product major prion protein homolog. The record is from RefSeq and is a predicted model, not a curated record. Gene Ontology annotation, cellular component: membrane. Gene Ontology annotation, biological process: protein homooligomerization. The transcript is spliced from 2 exons. Bases 103 to 909 code for a protein of 268 amino acids. NCBI's taxonomy places the organism in Eukaryota, Metazoa, Chordata, Lepidosauria, Squamata, Lacertidae.
UCAUUGCGUACGCGGAGCCGGAGAGUGAGACAUACAGAAAGCGAGAGAUCGAGAGCUGGGUCCCCUCGGCCCUUGGGAUCCUCGGAGGAGGACGCGCGCAGAAUGACCGUCAUGGGGAAGUACCUGGUGACCUGCUGGGUAGCAAUUCUCUUGAUCCUGCUGCAGAGCGAUGUCUCCGUUUCCAAAAAAAGGCCCAAACCCAGCGGUGGUGGCUGGAACACAGGGAGUCAACGUCAGCCUGGAUACCCGCAGAACCCCGGCUACCCACAGAACCCGGCCUACCCACCACCACGCAACCCAGGCUAUCCUCAAAAUCCUGGUGGUUACCCACAGCAGAACCCUGGCUACCCGCCGCGCAACCCUGGCUACCCACAGCAGAACCCUGGCUAUCCUCAACGCAACCCUGGUUACCCACAGCAGAACCCUGGCUAUGGUGGGGGCUAUGGUGGGGGCUAUGGAGGCAAACCGUGGAAGCCUAAGCCGGCCAAGCCCCCCAGUAUGAAGCACGUGGCCGGAGCAGCUGUCGCAGGGGUGGCAGCAGGAGCCCUCGGCGGCUACCUCUUAGGCAGUGCCAUGUCCAACAUGAAUUUUGGUUUCCGCAACCCCAACGAGGAGCGGUGGUGGCAUGAAAACCGCGACCGCUAUUCCGACAGAGUCUACUACCCAGAGUACAAGGAUCGUGUUUCGAAGGAUGUCUUUAUGAGAGACUGUGUGAACGUCACGCUGACGGAGUACAUCACCCCUCAAGGGAACCAAACUGCAGAUGAGAUGGAAGUGAAAGUCGUGACACAUGUGGUGCGUGAAAUGUGCACAGAGCAGUACCGCUUGAUAUCAGGGGCAGUUCUGCUUCUCGCCAGCCCUUCCACGCUUUUCAUCCUCAUGUUGGCCACGUAUUUCCUUACCCCCUGAGUUCCUCCUCAGGCCUGCACCUCGUUGUUCAUUGAGCAAAUGUCCAGAAGGAAUGAGAUCUACACAGGGCGACGGCUUGGG